AUGUCGUCUACUGAAGAAACUGCUCAACUAAAAGCAGGUCACCCGCCAGCAGUUAAAGCUGGUGGUAUGAGGAUUACUCAGAACAAGAUUACACAUUCCAAAGAUCCUAAAGAGACAGCAAAUGAAGAUCUAACUGGACUAUCAGGCCCUUCUCCUGUUCCCACCAACCCAGUGACCAUUUCUGGUGCACCAAACAGAGGAAAUGCUGAUUUCACCCCAGAAGCAGCACAGAUAGCCCAUAGUCCAAAACCGCCAGCACAUAUUAAUAUUAAGCCCAGUCUGCAUAUUCAGCAACCUCGGAAA
Iphiclides podalirius (scarce swallowtail) is the source of this 303-nucleotide messenger RNA. The record is from the annotation of a GenBank genome assembly. NCBI's taxonomy places the organism in Eukaryota, Metazoa, Arthropoda, Insecta, Lepidoptera, Papilionidae.